This is a messenger RNA of Hemibagrus wyckioides, 3327 nucleotides long. It is a transcript of the gene zc3h3, whose product is annotated as zinc finger CCCH-type containing 3. The transcript is spliced from 12 exons. Gene Ontology annotation, cellular component: nucleus. NCBI's taxonomy places the organism in Eukaryota, Metazoa, Chordata, Actinopteri, Siluriformes, Bagridae. The record is from RefSeq and is a predicted model, not a curated record. Gene Ontology annotation, molecular function: metal ion binding. Bases 129 to 2804 code for a protein of 891 amino acids.
UGUCAUCUGUCAUCGCUCUCACGUUAUGUGUGACGCAGUUAUUUUUCAACGUUUGAUUGGACAGCUGUCGUGGAGCGUCUAAGCGCACACACGGAAGCGUCGCUGUUUGAUGACGAAGGCGUUCAAAUAUGGCUGAACGAGAAGCGUUAGAAAGAGAGAUUGAGAAGUUACAAAAUCUUAUUAAGGACCACAAGAGAGUUCACGGUGAUGCCCCGUCAAGUUCAUCUCAGUGGUUUAGUAAAAAACCACUGGGAAGGGGCCGAGGUCACAACCCGUAUUACGUUCCCUCAUACUCACAUCAGUUGCAGCCAUAUGCUCCUCACACUUCCAGCCAAUGGAAGAAAAAAUACUCACUCAACAACAAGACCACCAGAAGACCCACACAGAUUUCUGAGGCGAAUCUAAACAAGACUGGACAAGUUAAGGUUGUGGCCCCUGAUGCUUGCGCUGCCUCUGGUGUCAAUAAGGUUUUACCUGAGGGGAUGAGAAAGGUGAGCACAGUGCCUUCAUACAGCGCAAUGAGACAGGAGUCAUCACUAGGGAGUAACACAAUCCGAGGUAAUAGUGGGGACAUGGCAUUAUUAAAACCUACACAGACUAAUAUCGAGUCCAUUGCCGAUCUGGCAGAGUCAGCUAAGUGUGGAGUUCAGAGUGCACCUGAUGGGAAGGUGAGACAAAAUGCAUCAUCAAAUAUAAGAUGUUCAGCUGCUUCGCUUUUUCCCUCAUCUGAGGAGUCCAGUGCCUUUAAUAAAAAGCAGGCUGCAAUGCCCCAUGUGAAAUCUUACCUCCCAAGUACCGUUUCAAGUAAUCAGAAUGUGUUAAUGGCAUCUAAGGACUCUCAAACUCUGACGUCCUCAAAACCAACAGAGGAAAUUAGGCUUAAAGCAGAUUCUGCUCCGAAGAUUCAGGCGCCUUUGUCUCCUCAUAAGAAAUCACGAUUUACCUGGGUGAAGAACCAAGGGACUAGUCAAAUAAAAUCAGACCUGCAUCAGUUUUCAACAAGCUCAGAUUCAACAUCUGCAUUACACAACACUACAUUGGUGGUCAAGCAAAGCCAGACUUCUACCAAGAAGCUUCAUCGCAAGCUCAGUUUUUCCCCCAGUACCCCUAAGACCUCAAAAUACUCUUGGGUGUCAUCAUCCUGUUCCCCCACAGCAGCCGCCAAAUCGGCUCUCACUAAAUCCCCUCACAAACUCUCUUCACCCAAAGCUCUUAAAGUUCCUGGUAAACUCACAACUGCGGCUAUCAUAUCGAAGAGGGCUAAAGUCAGCGGAGGAACUUCUACAUCUCACGUGAGCCAUGGCAGUCGCUACCGCUGGAAGGCAGUCGCAGCAUCCUCCGCCGCGUCUGCACGUGUGUCCACGCCGAGGUCUUCUCGCAAGGGCUCAGUGUAUCGAUGGACUGCGCAGAAGGACGAGAAGGAUUCGGUAUCUCGAGUCCAGCACAGUCCUUCCACUCCUCUGUCUAGCAGUGGAUUCAAGCUGAGGAGCAGAACUAAGAUCAUCAGGCCAUGCAGCAACAGUCCUGCUUCAGAAAGGAGGCCCAGUGUCGGUGUGGUUACCGUCAGGAGUCGUUAUUCACUGCGCAGGAGGACACACGUUCCUGUUAAGACCCCCAGCGGUGUCCGACGAGGCCACUCCAGAGUGCUGGUCUCUUUGAGCAGACACAGACUUCGGCGUCUCUCUCCAUCCAGCUUCAGCACUGCUCCAUGGAGCUCAAGAACAGGCCCGUUCUCUCUCUCGGUACGGAAUCCGGCAUCACAAAGGGUCAUUAAAACCCGCUACAAGAUUGACGCACGCAGAGCACACCUCCAGCACCACAACCACACCCUCUCCUACAGAGUCAAGAGAGUCCAGUCAGCUCGAUUUCUGUUACAGUCUCGCCUGCGUGCAACCCCAGACAGGCAGUGGAGAGGGCGGGGCAUACGGUGGAUCGGCGGGGCGCUCUACAGAGUCUCGGCCAAUAAGCUUUCCCGCACACAUUCUCCUAGCACACCGUCCAACAGACCAGGAAAGUUGUUCAGUCCUCAAGAAGUACCGUUUGGCAGUAGCACAUUUAGGACCUCCAACACACGGCAUGUGGCCAGUCGGGCGGUGCAGAAGAGUCUGGCCAUCAUUCGCCAGGCUCAGCAGAAGAAACAGCAGGCCAAAAACUACUGCAUGUACUACAACCGCUUUGGCAAGUGUAACCGUGGCUCUGCCUGCCCUUACAUCCAUGAUCCGGAAAAAGUUGCCGUUUGCACCAGGUUUCUUAGGGGAACGUGUAAGCAGACAGACGGGACGUGUCCAUUCUCUCACAAAGUGUCCAAAGAGAAGAUGCCUGUGUGUUCGUACUUCUUGAAAGGAAUCUGCAACAACAGUAGCUGCCCGUACAGCCACGUCUACGUGUCUCGUAAAGCGGCCGUGUGUCAAGACUUCAUCAGGGGCUACUGUCCUCAGGGAGAGAAGUGUAAGAAGAAACACACGCUUGUGUGUCCAGACUUCUCCAGAACUGGUGUGUGUCCUCAAGGGACUAAGUGUAAACUGCAGCACAGACAAAGGGUCAAGAGUGCUGGGUCCAGCCUGAGCUCGGGCUCUGGGAAAAAAGCCCGCAGUCGUGAUUCAACAAAGAGUCCCAGGCCAGAACCAGAGGCCACUCCAGCAGAGGAGGAGGGCACACCUAAGAGCAGCCCUGCAAAGCUGCCCUCCUUCAUCUCUUUGUCCAGUUCCCCAGAGACCCCAGACAGUGGUGUGAGUCCUUUAUGCCCCCCUGGAGCAGGAGCAGAGGGCACAGGAAAGAAACUGCACAUCAAACCACGCUUCUAGAGUUCAACCUUGGAGCUGAAACCCCUCUGCAGUCCCUUCAACACACAGAUGAUGGUUAAACAGCUGGAAUACUCCGGCUCUACCGUGGCAAGUUUGAGCCUGCCAGAAAAGAUCCAGAAAAUACUACCAAAUUAUUAAUUACUGUACAUGUUCCAGCACUCGAAUUACUGCAUAAUAACGGCAUAGGAUAGACAAGAAAUAAGCUUGGUACCACAGGUAAGUGAUAAAUGUCCAGCAAUUCCAAAUAUAGAGAUUAUUAGUCACCAGGAUAUUUUUUUAAAAGGGUCUUCACUUUUUCUGGACUUGAUAUUUAACACACAAUAUGCAGGUGCCUUUUUUCGAGGUAGUGGUAGGUAUCUCAGGGACAUUUUUUUUGUGCAUGUGUCACUUUUAAAAUCAUUAUCAAUUCAGUUGUUUCUACUGGAGGAAAUUGUAUUUUAUUGCAUACUAUUUAAGUUUGUGGUUUUAUUUGUACUUUACAACAAAAACGUAAAGAAUUAUCCAAUUAAAGAUGUUGAUCACU